Molecule: messenger RNA, 636 nt
Organism: Sungouiella intermedia
Lineage: Eukaryota; Fungi; Ascomycota; Pichiomycetes; Serinales; Metschnikowiaceae
Source: the annotation of a GenBank genome assembly
AUGACAACGUUUCUAUGGUUGCUCCUCUUAAGCGUGAUCAUGGCCAUCACGUCGCUUGCAGUUGGCCUUUUUCCACUUAAGGCUCGCGUGGCACUUCACCACAUGAAUCUAGCCUCUGCUCUCAGUAUGGGUAUCUUGGUUGGAACAGCCUUGGCUGCGGUCAUUCCCGAAGGUGUUCAAAUGUUGCUAGACUCAGGGUAUUCAAACAAUCCUGACUCGGGAAUGGCACUUAGUGGAGUUAUCGGGCUCUCACUAAUUGUUGGCUUUGCCGUGAUGUUUUUGGUUGACCACUAUGAGCAAUUAAUUACAACUGGUGAGGUGUCAAAUACGCUGCCAGAGCAAGACUCCAUUUGGAAGUCUUUCCUCCGGUCUCCAUUGACAUUGGGUUUACUUCUUCAUUCGUUUGUGGACGGUAUAGCAUUAGGAACGGCGUUUGUCAACAAUGACGACUCCUUCCAAAUCUUGUUCUUAUUGAUGAUCACCAUCCAUAAUGAGCUCGAUAUUGACAUAUUUAUUCGUGUUGUUGCUCAAAUUAAACAACAACUUCGUGGUAGGAGUCCUUUUCCUAUUCAGUGCUGGCACCUUCUUGUACAGUGUGAUUCACGUAAUGAUGGAGGUCAUGAACAAAAAGGAUGA